Molecule: messenger RNA, 684 nt
Organism: Nipponia nippon (crested ibis)
Lineage: Eukaryota; Metazoa; Chordata; Aves; Pelecaniformes; Threskiornithidae
Source: RefSeq, a predicted model, not a curated record
AUGAAGCUCCCGAUUGUUGCCGUGUUUGCCCUGUUUUACGUGGCCCACUGUGAGGAAGGCGCCAGGCUCCUGGCUUCCAAAUCUCUCUUAAACAGAUACGCGGUGGAGGGCAAGGACUUGACUUUGCAGUACAACAUCUACAACGUUGGCUCCAGCGCUGCUUUAGAUGUGGAGCUGUCGGAUGAUUCUUUCCCCCCCGAAGAUUUUGGCAUUGUCUCUGGGAUGCUCAACGUCAAGUGGGACAGGAUCGCUCCAGCGAGCAAUGUGUCCCACACUGUGGUCCUGCGGCCUCUCAAAGCUGGUUACUUCAACUUCACCUCUGCUACCAUCACGUACCUGGCACAGGAGGGGGGACAGGUUGUGGUUGGUUUCACUAGUGCUCCUGGGCAGGGAGGAAUCUUGGCUCAGCGUGAGUUUGACAGGAGGUUCUCCCCUCACUUUCUGGACUGGGCAGCUUUUGGCGUGAUGACCCUGCCCUCCAUCGGGAUCCCGUUGCUGCUGUGGUACUCGAGCAAGAGGAAGUAUGACACCCCCAAAACCAAAAAGAACUGAGCAAAGUCAAAUGCCACCAGUGCCCCAGAGCUCAGGAAAGAACAAGCAUUAACCCACCCAGAAGAGCAGGUGCGUUGGGAUCAGCAACAGGCACGCUGCAAAGCGCUGCCUGGGCUACGUGUCAGCCUCGUC